Messenger RNA from Lampris incognitus (smalleye Pacific opah), 3078 nucleotides. RefSeq names its product contactin-3-like. The transcript has 22 exons. Lineage: Eukaryota; Metazoa; Chordata; Actinopteri; Lampriformes; Lampridae. The coding region runs from base 1 to 3078 and encodes 1025 amino acids. Gene Ontology annotation, molecular function: cell-cell adhesion mediator activity. The record is from RefSeq and is a predicted model, not a curated record. Gene Ontology annotation, biological process: brain development; cell-cell adhesion.
AUGACGUUGCCAUGGAAACAGCUUCUACUGUUAUCAAUCAUCGACUGUCUGGCAGAAUGUCUGGACAGUGGAUCAUACCACGGCUCAAGAUGGAGGAUGGAGCCAGGUGAUUUAUUCAUCCCUGUUGAUUCCAUUGAGGAGGAGGCCACGCUGACCUGUGAUGCUAAGGGGAUCCCCCCUCCCCAAUACAGAUGGUCACUGAAUGGGACCCUCAUAAAUCUGGGACUGGAUCGCCGGCGGCGUCUGUCUGGGGGCAACCUCAUUAUAAGUAGUCUGGACCGCUACCAGGAUGCAGGGAUGUACCAAUGCAUGGCCUACAACACUGUAGGAGCCAUCCUCAGCAGGAGAGCAAGUCUACAGUUUGCCUACUUGGAUCAUUUUAAAGUCCACACCAGAAGCGCAGUGUCAGUUCGAGAGGGACAAGGAGUGGUGUUACUUUGUGGCACACCCACAUCCUCAGGAGACCUCACUUAUGCCUGGGUCUUCAAUGAGUACCCGUACUUUGUUCAGCAAGACAAUCGACGCUUUGUCUCCCAGGAGACGGGGAACCUGUACAUUGCCAAGGUGGAGCCCUCUGACGUGGGUAACUACACGUGCGUAGUGAUGAACAGCAUCACAAAAGGCAAAGUUCACAGCUCUCCGACAUCCCUGAUCCUCAGGACGGAUGGAGUGAUGGUGGAAUAUGAGCCGAAAAUAGAAGUUCAUUUCCCAGACAAUGUACCCGCUGCGAAAGGAUCAACAGUUACGCUGGAGUGUUUCGCCCUUGGGAACCCUGUCCCAGAGAUAACUUGGAAGCGGGCCAAUGGUGUUCCUUUCCCCAGCAAAGUCAAGAUGAAGUACUCAAACGCUGUGUUAGAGAUUCCCAGCUUCCAGCAGGACGACACAGGGGGCUACGAAUGUGUCGCUGAGAACAAGAUGGGGAAGAACACGGCCACUGGCCGAUUGGCCUUCUACGCCAAACCUCAGUGGAUCCAGACUAUGAAAGACACAGCCCUGGCAAUAGAAGAGAGUCUUUACUGGGAGUGCCGAGCCAAUGGAAAGCCCAAACCCUCCUACACCUGGCUGAAGAAUGGCCAAGCGUUGGUUUCAGAGGACAGGAUCCGUGUAGAGGAGGGGGCCUUGUCGGUUUCUGUGCUGACACUAUCAGACGCCGGCAUGUACCAGUGUGUGGCCGAGAACAAACAUGGCGUCAUUUAUUUCAGUGCUGAACUUAUGGUUUUGGCCUCUCCUCCAGACUUCACAGGGAAUCUCCUCAGAGCUUUGCUCAAAGCCAAGGCAGGCACCACGGUGACUUUAGAGUGUAAGCCUCAGGCAUAUCCCAUUGCAAGCAUUCUGUGGAAGAAAGGGAACUUGCCUAUCCACACCAAUGACAGGAUUAAACUUUCCCCUGAUGGAACUUUGAGGCUUGCCAAUGUGACCAAGUCUGACGCAGGCAGCUAUACAUGCUUCGCCAGGAAUCAAUUCGGCAUGUCAAGUACAACUGGAAGACUACUGGUUACAGAGCCAACCAGAAUCACCCAGGGGCCAGUGGACAUGGAAAUUAUCGUAGGCGAAAGCAUCGUGUUACCCUGUCAGGUUGCCAGUGACCCUGUUCUGGACGUUUCCUUCUCCUGGGCCGUCAACGGACAGCUUAUUGCCAAGGGAGACAGACACUUUGAGCUUGUGGGAGGGAGAACAGCAGGGGAUCUGAUGAUCAGGAAUAUUCAGUUGAAUCAUGCUGGCAAAUACAUCUGUGUGGUGGAUACAGAUGUCGAGAGCCUGUCAGCAGUGGCUGUAUUGAUUGUGAAAGGCCCGCCUGGCCCCCCGGAGACAGUGACCGUGGAGGAAGUUACAGACAGCACAGCCCAGCUGGCCUGGAGCCCUGGCAGGGACAACGGCAGCCCUAUCACCAACUACCUCAUCCAAACCAGGAACCCUUUCACCGUGGGAUGGCAGAGGGUGAACACAGUCCCUGAAGUGAUCGAUGGCAACACACUAACAGCUACUGUUGUGGAUCUUAAUGCCUGGGUGGAGUAUGAGUUUCGGGUGCUUGCCAAAAACAGUGUUGGAGUCGGAGAGCCAAGCCCCACUUCACUCAAGACCAGAACGGAGGAUGCAGUUCCUGAUGCAGCGCCAGGUGAAGUGGGUGGAGGGGGUGGCAGCAGAUCCGAGCUGGUCAUCACAUGGGAGCCUGUCCCCGAAGAACUGCAGAACGGUGAGAGCUUUGGUUACAUCAUAGCUUUCCGCGCCUUUGGAGAGGUAACCUGGACGCACGUGGCCACCUCUGCCCCCGGGGCCUCCCGCUACGUUUACCGCAAUGACAGCAUUGCACCCUUCUCCCCUUUCCAUGUCAAGGUUGGGACUUACAACAGCAAAGGACAGGGUCCUUUCAGUCCUGUGGUCACCAUUUACUCUGCAGAGAUAGAGCCAAGUGGGAUGCCAGGGGGAGUUUGGGCCAGAAGUGUCUCAGCCUCUGAGAUUGAAGUGAACUGGCAGGCUCUCUCCUUCACCCCUGAAAGAGUUCUGGGCUAUGAGGUGGUAUACUGGGAAGACGAUACCAAACCAGAGACCAUGGGAAAAGUGAGGGUACCCUGGAACCAGACGUUGGUUGCUGUAUUUGGUCUCACGGGGAACACACAGUACUUCAUCACGGUCAGCGCCUUCAACACAGCCGGCACCGGCCCUUUCCUCCCUGCUAUCAAUGCCACCACAAAAAAGCCGCCACCAGCCCAGCCUCCGCUGAAUAUUGAAUGGACUCUAAUUGGCACUCAGCUGUCUCUUUACUGGGAACCUGUGGUCGCCACUGAAUCAGAGUCAGAAGUCACUGGUUACCAACUGUCAUACAGGAGACAGAAACACAAGGAGGUGAACACGCUCACAACAGCCAAUUCAACGGCGGAGCUGACCCUCCCUGAAGAGGAUGACUACAUCAUCUUCAUCUGCUCUCUGAGUGAAGGAGGGCUGGGCCCCCCAUCAGACCCCAUUAGAAUCCACCAACUAAGUAUGAGUGCCCAUGGCUCAAGAGCCAGGAGUCUGGAUAUCUCCCCUUUCUCUCUUCUCCUGACCACUGCAAUAUCAACGUUCAGGUCAACAUCAUGA